Messenger RNA from Xyrichtys novacula (pearly razorfish), 1794 nucleotides. The record is from the annotation of a GenBank genome assembly. Lineage: Eukaryota; Metazoa; Chordata; Actinopteri; Labriformes; Labridae.
CACUCCAACACAAUAGUGAACACAAAAGAGAGAAGUAGCAGCAGAGAGCAUCCAGCUGCGGCUUUAUUCGAAGGACAGUCUAACCUGUGAGCUGACUUGAAAAGAAGAGUUGUGCAGAGGAUGGUGGCGUACACAACCCCACCGGGUGAUGUGGAGCUGGCUCUGGAGGAGAGGACAGUGGUUUUGGUGGAGAAGAAAUCCUCUGCUGGAUGGAUGUGGAAGGUGUCAGGGGCCCUUCUGAUUUUGGCCCUUUGUAUUGGAGGAGUCCUUCUGUUUGCUUGGUGCUGGAAUGGAAACUCCGAAAUGAAGGUAAGGGGCGACUUUUGGUCAUUUUAAAACUCUUAAUUUUCUCCAAUAAAAGGAAGAUUUGCAUGUUUUUAUGUCUCUAAUUCAAUUUCACCCUCAUUACAGAUGCAUUCAGGGCGAAAUGAAGCACAAACCAGGAUGGACACAUCAGAAAAAACAGGUGAUUUUAUGCAUGAGGGCUCAUUCGAGAAAGAGAAAUACUAAAGGGUUUAGAGGAUUAUUUGAAUAAAUUCACAUUUCCAGGUGAUUAUAAGCGUGGGUGCUCAAUGAGAGCUUUUUAGAGUCUUUGUGAGGAUUUUAUUUUCAGAAAAGCUCACAUUUGUCCUCGCCUUUCAGAUCACCACGACACCCUGAGGAGGAUCGGCAGCAAAGCAAAGGCGGCAAUCCACUUAGAGGGUGAGUCACAGCUUACCUUCAGCUAACAAUGGGCUCAUGAUCUCAGCUUUGUUCUGCGCUGAUAUUUGCAGAUGGAAGUGUGUCACAGUGGAGGAGAGUUAAAAGGAAGUUGUUGCAUAAAUCACUCAUUAGCCUGAGGCGAAUGUUCAUUUCGGUUUCGCAGGAACACACCUAUUAAUGUUUGACUCGUGUUUUGACUCGUGGUUUUCUCUCGGUGCGUUUGCAGGCAGCUACGAUGGAGACAACGAAACGAACCAGCUCGAGUGGAGGAACGGUCAAGGCCAAGCGUUCUCUCAAGGCGGGUUCAAGCUGGAAAACAACCAGAUCAUCAUCCCACAGAGCGGCCUCUUCUUCGUGUACAGCCAGGCCUCCUUCAGAGUCUCCUGCAGCGAGGGCGACGAGGAGCAAGGAGCGGGAAAACGCAUCAGGCCUCUGAGUCACAGGAUCUGGUGCGACUCGGACUCCGUCGGCAGCAAAGUGUCUCUGAUGAGCGCGGUGAGGUCGGCGUGCCAGAACACGGCUCAGGAGGACGGGUACAGCUCAGGACGGGGGUGGUACAACGCCGUGUAUCUGGGCGCCGUGUUUCAGCUGCACAAAGGAGAUAAACUGUGGACAGAAACCAACCAGCCGUCGGAGCUGGAGACCGACGAGGGGAAGACGUUCUUUGGUGUGUUUGCGCUUUGAAACUUUUAGUAUCGGCUCUUUCUCUAAAGGAAUCGUUUUACUCAUCGUCAUGGUGAUGGACAAAGGUUUAAAUCUCAAUGGAGAUAACAUUUGUGGCCAAAGAGGCCGCCAUUUUUUUUAAAGUCCUAUAAACUGUAACAGUUUGCAACAUUAUUUUCUAUAUUUGGCACUUUUUUUUGUACAUUAUUUAUCCUGACCUGAGAUUGUAGUGAGCUGGACCUUCACAGACACAUCUCUUUACAAAGAGAGUUUAGGUACAAGACCUGUACACAAACUGGUAUCAUGUACUUAUGAGAGCUGCGUGUAUUUAUUUGUAUUUAUUUGUAUUUAAACUGUUGGGCUGAGGUGUUUAAGACUGUAUUUAUGUGCACAUAAACUCAAUAAAAGGGCCAAAAAAAGUCAAGAAAA